Molecule: messenger RNA, 3376 nt
Organism: Propithecus coquereli (Coquerel's sifaka)
Lineage: Eukaryota; Metazoa; Chordata; Mammalia; Primates; Indriidae
Gene: TFRC
Product: transferrin receptor
Exons: 19
Coding region: 133-2415 (760 amino acids)
Biological process (GO): transferrin transport; intracellular iron ion homeostasis
Cellular component (GO): external side of plasma membrane
Molecular function (GO): transferrin receptor activity
Source: RefSeq, a predicted model, not a curated record
CGGGAGAGGCGGGGCCAGACUAUAAACUGCCGGUUGAGGGAGGCCCUCCGGAGAGAGCUCUGGGAUCGCGGGUGGUGUACUGUACUGCGGCGGACAAGGGGGUGCCUGUGUUCUUCUGUGUGAAUUUUCAGAAUGAUGAAUCAAGCCAGAUCAGCAUUGUCUAACUUGUUUGGUGGAGAACCAUUGUCAUACACCCGAUUUAGUCUGGCUCGUCAAGUAGAUGGCGAUAGCAGUCAUGUGGAGAUGAAACUAGCUGUAGAUGAAGAAGAAAAUACUGACAAUAACAUGAGGCCCGAUGUCAGAAAACCAAAAAGGUUUAAUGGAAAUAUCUGUGCAAUCAUUGCUGUAAUCCUCUUUUUCUUCAUUGGAUUUAUGAUUGGCUACUUGGGCUAUUGUAAAGGCGUUGAACCAAAAGCUGAGUGUGAGAGACUGGCAGCAACAGAGUCUCCAGAGAUGGAUGAGCCAGAAGAGGACUUCCCUAGAACACCCUCUCGCUUAUAUUGGGCAGACCUCAAAACAAAAUUGUCCGAGAAGCUGGAUACCACAGAGUUCACCAGCACCAUCAAGCUGCUGAAUGAAAAUUCGUAUGUCCCUCGUGAGGCUGGAUCUCAAAAAGAUGAAAAUCUUGCCUUUUAUGUUGAAAAUCAAUUCAAUGAAUUUAAACUUAGCAAAGUCUGGCGUGAUGAACAUUUCAUUAAGAUUCAGGUCAAAGGCAGUGCUCAAAACUCUGUGACUGUAACGGAUCUGAACGGUACCAUGGUAUUCACGUUGGACUAUCCUGAGGGUUAUGUGGCAUAUAGUAAGGCUACGACAGUUACCGGUAAACUGAUCCAUGCUAAUUUUGGCACUAAAAAAGACUUUGAGGAUUUAAACUCUCCUGUGAAUGGAUCUUUAGUGAUUGUUAGAGCAGGGAAAAUCACAUUUGCAGAAAAGGUGGCAAAUGCUGAAAGCUUAAAUGCAAUUGGUGUCUUGAUAUACAUGGACCAUACUAAAUUUCCCAUUGUUGAGGCAGAUGUUCCAUUCUUUGGACAUGCUCAUCUGGGAACAGGUGAUCCUUACACCCCUGGAUUCCCUUCAUUCAAUCACACUCAGUUUCCACCAUCUCAGUCAUCAGGAUUGCCUAAUAUACCUGUCCAAACAAUUUCCAGAGCAUGUGCAGAAAAGCUGUUUGAAUAUAUGGAAGGAGAUUGUCCUUCUGAUUGGAACAUAGACUCUUCUUGUAAGCUGCGAUCCUCACAAAAUAAGAAUGUGAAGCUCACUGUGAACAAUAUGCUGAAAGAGAUAAGAAUUCUUAACAUCUUUGGAGUUAUUAAAGGCUUUGUAGAGCCGGAUCGCUAUAUUAUAGUAGGGGCCCAGAGGGAUGCCUGGGGUCCUGGAGCUGCAAAGUCCAGUGUAGGAACAACUCUCCUGUUGAAACUUGCCCAGAUAUUUUCAGAUAUGGUCUUAAAAGAUGGAUUUAAACCCAGCAGAAGCAUUGUCUUUGCCAGUUGGAGUGCUGGAGACUUUGGAGCUGUUGGUGCCACUGAAUGGCUAGAGGGAUACCUUUCCUCCUUGCAUUUAAAAGCUUUCACUUACAUUAAUUUGGACAAAGCUGUGCUUGGUACCAAAAACUUCAAGGUUUCUGCCAGCCCGCUGUUGUAUACUCUUAUCGAGAAAACGAUGCAAGAUGUGAAACAUCCACUUACUGGGCUGCCUCUAUAUCAGGACAGCAACUGGGUCAACAAAGUUGAGAAACUUUCUUUUGACAAUGCUGCUUUCCCUUUCCUUGCAUAUUCUGGAAUCCCAGCAGUUUCUUUCUGUUUUUCUGAGGACACAGAUUAUCCUUAUUUGGGCACGACCAAGGAUACCUAUAAGAUACUAACUGAGCGUGUCCCUCAUUUGAACAAAAUGGCACAAGUGGCAGCAGAAGUGGCUGGUCAGUUCAUGAUUAAACUUACCCAUGAUGUUGAAUUGAACCUGGACUAUGAGAGAUAUAACAACAAAAUGCUUUCAAUUGUGAGGGAUCUGAACCAAUUCAGAGCAGACAUAAAGGAAAUGGGCCUGAAUCUACAGUGGCUAUAUUCUGCUCGUGGAGACUUUUUCCGUGCUACUUCCAGACUAACAACAGAUUUCAGGAAUGCUGAGAAAACAGACAGAUUUGUCCUGAGGGAAAUCAAUGAUCGUAUCAUGAAAGUAGAAUAUAACUUCCUCUCUCCCUAUGUAUCCCCACAAGAUUAUCCUUUCCGACAUAUCUUCUGGGGCUCCGGCCCUCACACGCUGUCAGCUUUAAUAGAGAACUUGAAGCUGCGUCAGGAAAAUAAUGGUGCUUUUAAUGAAACACUGUUAAGAAACCAGUUGGCUCUAGCUACUUGGACUAUUCAGGGAGCUGCAAAUGCCCUCUCUGGUGACAUUUGGGACAUCGAUAAUGAGUUUUAAAAGUGAUACCCAUAACUUACAUAAGAACAGCAGGGCAGUCUGGUUUCUAGACUUGUGCUGGUUAUGUUAAAAUUUCAGUAGGGCUACAAAACCUAAUGUUAAAAUUCUAUCCUAUCAUCUUGGUACUACUAGAUGUUUUUAGGCAGCAGCUUUUAAUACAGGGUAGGUACCUGCACUUCAAGUUAAAGUGAAUAACCACUUAAAAAAUGUUCAUGAUAGAAUAUUUUCUCUAAUUAUCUCUAGUAUUUUAAGUGCUUUGUAAUGGUAACUGCCUCUUUCCUGUUACAGUUUUGAAAACAUCAGAACCAGUUAUGUGAACUAUUACUCCUAAGUACAUGAGCUGGUAUCUUUUGUGGGAGGAAGAAGGUGGUAUCUGCUCAAGGUUAAAAUUAGUGGCUUAGUGUGAUCCUCCAUCCUCAUUUAAUGCUAGAUAGGAGAUACCAGGUUGUAAGACCUUAUGCUCCAAAUAAGAUCUAUUCCUUUCCAUAAGGAUUUAGCUGGUUUCUGCAUUCCUGAAUGAAACAGUUAACUUUCAGAAGAGGUGAGGUCUGAAAUAGAAGUCCUUCUGCUGGAUAAAAUGAGGAUCAACUGUUUAUUGCAGGAGCAAGGCCUUAAUGUAUUAACCUCAAUGUUAUUUAUGAAAAGAGGAGACCAGAAGCCAAAGACUUAGUAUAUCUUCUUUUCCUCUGUCCCCUGCCCCAUAAGCCUUUGUUUAGUUUUUUGUUGUUGUUUUUUUCCAAAGUAUUCUGAAAGAGAACCAGUUUCAGGUGUUUAAUUUCAGACUCAGUUGGUCAGACUUUAAAGAACACACUGCCAAAUUUUGGCCAAAGUGUUACUCUUUUGGGAAAGCUAUCAUUUUGGCACUGAGAUAUUUAUUGUUUAUUUAUCAGUGACAGAGUUCACUAUAAAUGGUGUUUUUUAAAUAGAAUAUAAUUAUCGGAAGCAGUGCCUUCCAUAAUUA